CAUAUUGUGCACAAUGGAGGAUUAUACAAAAGGCCUUUCAAUGAAGCUUUUGAAGAAACACCGAUGCUGGUUGCUGUGCUGACCUACGUAGGCUAUGGUGUUCUCACUCUCUUUGGAUAUCUGCGAGAUUUCAUGCGGCAGUGGAAGAUAGAGAAAUGUCAAAAUGCAACAGAAAGAGAAGAGCAAAAGGACUUUGUCCCAUUGUACCAGGACUUCGAAAAUUUCUACAACAGAAACCUCUACAUGCGCAUUCGGGACAGCUGGAACCGUCCAAUCUGCAGUGUGCCAGGGGCCAAAGUGGACAUGAUGGAGAGAGUUUCCCAUGAUUAUAACUGGACGUUCAUGUACACAGGGAGAGUGAUAAAGGACAUUAUCAAUAUGGGUUCCUACAACUACCUUGGAUUUGCACAGAAGGCUGGGACUUGCCAAGAAGCAGCAGCUAAAGUUCUGUCGCAGUAUGGAGCUGGUGUGUGCAGCACUAGGCAGGAGAUGGGAAACUUGGACAAACAUGAGGAGCUGGAAAAGCUAGUUGCCAGGUUCCUAGGUGUGGAAUCUGCAAUGGCAUAUGGAAUGGGGUUUGCAACCAACUCUAUGAACAUUCCCCUUCUGAUUCAGGGCUGUCUGAUUUUGAGUGAUGAACUGAAUCAUGCAUCACUAGUGCUCGGAGCAAGACUGUCAGGAGCAACUAUUCGAAUCUUUAAGCACAACAAUAUGCAAAGCCUGGAGAAGCUGCUCAAAGAUGCUAUUGUGCAUGGGCAACCUCGUACACGGAGGCCCUGGAAAAAAAUUCUUAUCUUGGUGGAAGGAAUAUACAGUAUGGAGGGAUCUAUAGUCCGUUUGCCUGAAGUGAUUGCCCUUAAGAAGAAGUACAAAUCCUAUCUGUACCUUGAUGAGGCUCAUAGUAUAGGUGCCCUGGGUCCCAGUGGCCGGGGUGUAGUGGAGUAUUUUGGACUCAGUCCUGAAGAUGUGGAUGUUAUGAUGGGAACAUUCACCAAAAGCUUUGGAGCUGCUGGAGGAUACAUUGGGGGCAAGAAGGAACUGAUUGAUUAUCUCAGGACAUACUCUCACAGUGCUGUGUAUGCAACAUCACUGUCACCUCCUGUUGUGGAGCAAAUCAUCACCUCCAUGAAGUGCAUUAUGGGUGAAGAUGGUACAACUGUUGGGAAAGCCCGUGUGCAGCAGCUAGCAGAGAACACAAGAUAUUUCAGGAGACGACUGAAAGAGAUGGGCUUUAUCAUCUAUGGAAAUGAAGAUUCCCCUGUUGUGCCUCUGAUGCUGUACAUGCCAGCAAAAAUUGGUGCAUUUGGACGUGAGAUGCUGAAGCGGAACAUUGGUGUUGUGGUUGUGGGCUUCCCUGCCACCCCCAUCAUCGAAUCCAGAGCCAGAUUCUGUUUGUCUGCAGCUCAUACCAAAGAGAUGCUUGAUACA
This is a messenger RNA of Phaethon lepturus (White-tailed tropicbird), 1428 nucleotides long. It is a transcript of the gene SPTLC2, whose product is annotated as serine palmitoyltransferase, long chain base subunit 2. The transcript has 10 exons. The record is from RefSeq and is a predicted model, not a curated record. NCBI's taxonomy places the organism in Eukaryota, Metazoa, Chordata, Aves, Phaethontiformes, Phaethontidae. Gene Ontology annotation, molecular function: pyridoxal phosphate binding; serine C-palmitoyltransferase activity. Gene Ontology annotation, cellular component: serine palmitoyltransferase complex. The annotation marks the transcript as partial. Gene Ontology annotation, biological process: ceramide biosynthetic process; sphingosine biosynthetic process.